This is a messenger RNA of Trichomonas vaginalis G3, 852 nucleotides long. RefSeq names its product lipase. Lineage: Eukaryota; Parabasalia; Trichomonadida; Trichomonadidae. Bases 1 to 852 code for a protein of 283 amino acids. The record is from RefSeq and is a predicted model, not a curated record. Gene Ontology annotation, biological process: lipid metabolic process. The transcript has a single exon.
AUGAGUUCUGUUCUCUUCCUGGUUGAUAUCAUUGAAUACUUUGCUAGUAACAAAAAGAAAUCACAGUUGCCAAAAGGUGUUGUUGAAAAAUUCUACUUCCAAGGCUCCCAUGGAAUUCCAACUUUCAGAUUAUUAAAAUACAAGAAAGAGAGGAUAAUUUGGAUAAGAGGAACAAAGGUUACAUCUUGGAAUGAUCUCUAUAUUGAUUUUAAUGGCUUCGAUAUUCCAUUCCUUGAUGGAUAUUGUCAUCAAGGAUAUUUUGAAGGAUCGUACAAAGUUUAUGAUAUGAUUUCAUCACUUCUCAAGAAAGAUAGAAAGAUCACUUGCAUUGGUCACUCUCUUGGUGGUGCAUGUGCAACAGUUUUAGCAAUGAUUUUAAAGUAUCAAAAAGGUUUCACAGAUGUUCAUGCACUUACAAUUGGUACCCCUGGUAUAUUAAGUAGUAAUUUAGCUACUAAAUGCCAAGAUUUUGUUACAACGUUUGUCAGACAAAAAGAUCCAAUACCAAGAAUGUUUAAUUGCAAGAAGAAAAUAUACCAAGUAACAAAUUACAAGCUUCCUGAGAACUUCGCUCAAUGUGAGGAAGAUACAAAUGAUGAAAAAUCUUAUUCUUCAUCAGAUGAACCAGUAAAUAUAGAAAACAAUGACGGAUCAAUUGGUGAUAGAGUUCCUGGUAGAGUGAUCGUCAUUGAAAAGACAAAGAAUGGACCUAACUUAAGAAAACCAACUCCAGAUGAUUUUGUUUUUAAGAAGAAUAUGAGAUUUAUGUCUCAUUGCCAUCUUAAAUACCACAGAGAUUUGCAUCUUUUCUAUGGAAAAGGUGUAGAAGAUGAAAUGAACGAAGCUGAAUAA